Messenger RNA from Aphanomyces astaci, 1386 nucleotides. RefSeq lists its product as hypothetical. The coding region runs from base 31 to 1206 and encodes 391 amino acids. The transcript has a single exon. Gene Ontology annotation, molecular function: peroxiredoxin activity. The record is from RefSeq and is a predicted model, not a curated record. NCBI's taxonomy places the organism in Eukaryota, Oomycota, Saprolegniomycetes, Saprolegniales, Verrucalvaceae.
UUCCCCCCUUGAGGCAUUGGGAUCACACUGAUGCUGCCCAAUAUGCCUCCGAAUGCGGUCGUCCGUGGGACAAAUGUGGCGGCUGUGGCGACGCAGCAGCAGCAUGCGUAUCAACAACAACAGUCGUACGAGCAAGUGCAGUACGAACAGCAUGCUCAACAGCAGCAGUACCAUUACGACCAGCAACAACAACAACAACAGCAAUUCGCCCACCUUCAGGCGGCCUAUGACCACGCCGCCGCUGCUGCUGCUGCAGCCGCUGUCGCAGCAUCCACCAACCAAGAUCAGGCACCUUCUUCGUCCUUCGAAGACCACACGCCACCGUCUCCUCCGUCGCAGUCGUUCGAGAAUGCCUACGGUGCACCAAACUUGGACGCAUUUUCACUCGGUGGCACCGUCCACCACGACCCAAAGCCGCCGGCGAAGCGCAAGGGCGCCUUUCGUCAAGAACAUGCAAUCAAGUACGGACUAAAGGUCAUCGGGCCAACGACCGCGCCCGUCUCCAAGGUGCAAUGCAUGUUUUGCGUCCAUUACGGCCGCGAAGUGUCGGCCGACGACACAAAGCGAAAGAUGAACGUGAAGGGCAUCAAGUAUUGGACGCCGCCCUUCCGCACCGAUCACUAUGCGAUGCACCACGACCUCCAACACAAGGUGAUGUUCCAGCACUACGAGAACUCGUCGUCCCAAGAGCGAUUGCACUUUUUCGAGCCAGACACUGUGCAUCGAUUACGGCAUCUGGUUCCCAAGGUCGCGUCUUCCUCGUCCCUGGAUAACAUGGAUAAAUCCAAAGACAACAAACCGUCCACGAAACGCGGCAAGACGUCCCAGUCUCGAGUCGACCCGACCCCUACUAAACCAACGCUGGAUCCAUUCAAGAUGAUGCUGCCACCGACAGAAAUCCCCCAUGACAUGCAGACGCUAGUUGACAUCUACGUUGGCCAUCACUACACGCCGCUCGAAGAAAAGUGGAAAGCAUUGACGACCGUCGCGUCCCUCGUCGCCCAACAUGUCCGCAAUGGAUUCCUGGAAACCCACAUCCGCCGCGCGCUUCUCGCCGGCGCGUCCAAGUCCGAAGUCGUCCAAGUGAUCAUGCAAUCCGCUUCGUUCAUUGGACUCCCCAAGACUAUGGACGCGAUGAAGGUUGCACACGACGUGUUCUUGCAAGGCGCGGCCGACAGUCAGAAUCAAAACACAGUGUUCUUGUAACGAACGAUAUAUGUACCAUGUUGUGAGUUGUUCCACGGAGGUAUGCACAUGUCCAUCGACGAAGCGGCGCAUUUUCCGCGGCGAUCGUGCCGGAAGGGAGGGGGUUUCCUCGUACUCUGCCGCCCGGAAAUGUCUUCUCCUUGUGCUUUGGGGGGAAAGUUUGAAAAUGAUGACUUUCGA